Mytilus californianus (California mussel) is the source of this 681-nucleotide messenger RNA. RefSeq names its product multiple epidermal growth factor-like domains protein 10. The coding region runs from base 1 to 681 and encodes 226 amino acids. Gene Ontology annotation, molecular function: scavenger receptor activity. The transcript is spliced from 5 exons. The record is from RefSeq and is a predicted model, not a curated record. Lineage: Eukaryota; Metazoa; Mollusca; Bivalvia; Mytilida; Mytilidae.
AUGGUUGUAUUGAAUACAUGUGAUCGUUUUAAUGGUGCAUGUGUUGAUAAAAGUGGAUGUAAACCAGGUUAUAAGUAUGGACGAUACUGUAAUAAGACGUGUAGCACAGGAAAAUAUGGGUUGGAUUGUUCUGAAUCUUGUGAUGAUUGUAUUGAAAGUAAAUGUGAUCGUUUGAAUGGUGAUUGUUUUUAUAGUUAUGGAUGUAAACCAGGCUACGAGUAUGGACGAUACUGUAAUAGGACUACUCCAAAGUGCGACAAAGGCAAAUUUGGGUUGUAUUGUACUGAAUCUUGUGAUGGCUGUAUUGAAAGUAUAUGUAAUCGUUGUGAUGGUGUAUGUAUUGAUAGUAGUGGAUGUAAACCAGGGUAUGAAUAUAGACCGUACUGUAAUAAGACUUGUAUGGAUUGGCACUUUGGAACCAAUUGCACAAAAAUGUGUUACUGUUUGAACAACCCGUGUGAAAAAAUCAGUGGUAUUUGCUCUGAUGGCGGCUGCAAAAAGGGAUGGCAUGGUCAAUCGUGCGAUGAAGAGUGUAGCAAAGGAUCAUUUGGGUUGGAUUGUUCUGAAUCUUGUGAUGGUUGUAUUGAAAAUGCAUGUGAUCGUUUUAAUGGUGAAUGUGUUGAUAGUAGUGGAUGUAAACCAGGCUAUGAGCAUAGACCGUACUAUAAUAAAAGUGAGUAA